AUGGAAACUCCGGAUCCGAAAAAACCAAGAAACACAAAUAGGGUCUUUGGUUCGAUUGCGGACAAGAUCGCCAGCACAUCGAACUUGGUGCGUGACAAGACCGGAAAGAUCAAUUCUAAAGUUCACGAGCACUGGCACAAACCGGUCCAUGUGCCUACUAAAACCGUGGACGAAGAGUUCGAAGAUCUUAUUGAGGAAUUGGAUGCAAUCGUGGAGGCGUUCCAGGAGAUCAUCAAGCUACACAAGCACUACAUAUUCAUUUCUACGGAGUUAGUCCAGAGUUCGCAAAGAGUGGCCAACUCUAUCCAGGUUUUAUCUAGCCCAGCCACGCUUGAGCCAUCUCCCAAACUGUCUGGUGGCAGCAAGCCCAGCAUGUGUGAGAAAACGAGAAGCUAUUGUGCCACCAUGGUUGAGAUUGGCAUCUGUCUCCGAGAAUCGCUCAGCUCCAUACCCCAGGAAAUUGAUGAGCGUAUUCAGCGCUUGUUAUCCUACCUGGAAAAAAUCCAAGAACGCGUGGCACUGAGAGACCGAGCCUUGAUGUCAUAUGACAAGGUUUACGACAAAUUCGAUGGCAUGACGAUCCUCAGCACUACAAACGAGUUUACGCCAAAGCAAAAGCAAGAGUACUUUUCAUUAGAAAAGAAACUAGUGGAGUUGAAAAAGGUAUACGAUCAACACAAUUUGCUUUUGAAAGCUGAAUUGCCGUCUUUUUUUAUGUUCGUGAGAAGUUUUAUUGAGCCCAUGAUGCUCUUCAUUUUCUAUAUUCAGUUGACUGCAGCCUAUCAAGCGCAGUCGAACGUUGGCUCCGUGCAACAGGACUUUGAAGAAGGCGGUCUCGACUUGUUAUUACCGGGCGACCGGGAUGUUAAGCGCUUAAGCGCUGCACGGGGAGAUUGUGAUGAUCUACACCAUAAUUCGAAUACUGGUUAUUGUCGGGCUCUUUUUGAUUUUUGCUCCAUUGCAGAUUUAGAUCUCGAGUUCAAGAAGGGUGAUUUAAUCAAGCUUCACAGCUGCGAGGGCGAAUGGUGGACCGGACUGUUGGAUGACAAAGAAGGAAUAUUCCCGAGUGUUUACGUCCAAAGAAUAUAA
Molecule: messenger RNA, 1089 nt
Organism: Metschnikowia bicuspidata var. bicuspidata NRRL YB-4993
Lineage: Eukaryota; Fungi; Ascomycota; Pichiomycetes; Serinales; Metschnikowiaceae
Exons: 2
Coding region: 1-1089 (362 amino acids)
Biological process (GO): endocytosis; plasma membrane tubulation; actin cortical patch localization
Cellular component (GO): actin cortical patch; medial cortex; mating projection tip
Molecular function (GO): lipid binding; protein binding
Source: RefSeq, a predicted model, not a curated record